AUGGAACGUCUUCUCCACAAGAGAACGGUCAGCAUCCACCGGAAAGCACUUCAGGCGGAGCGGCGGCAAGCGCACGACGAAGACAAGAGAAAUCUACUCCGCUAUCGUCGAGAACGCAAAGACCUUAAGGAAAGUUCCGCAAACGGCGAAAGUAAUGCGGGAAAUAUUGAAAAGGUGGAAGUACCAGCACCCAAGGAUGCCGCACCAGAGCUCAAUCCGUUGGAAUGGUCAGACUUUAAAAGACUUCGGGAGGUCUCCGAAGCCGAAUCUUUUGCUAUUGAUAUCUUGCUCGGAGAACCUAAGAUCGAUUUCGGUCUUCCUAGUUACUCGAAAGCUGGACUUCGAGAGACUUUGCGUGGAAAACAAUUGAAUGAAAAGCAACACGAAAAGAAGGCCACCGGCAAACAAACAGCAAUGCUAACCGGACAAGCGCCUCUUCCCGAACGUAUACGAAUACAUUCAAGGCAGCUACUUCGAAUACUUGAAAAAAUCCACGGAUCGGAAAUUAGCACGAGGCAGCCGCUGGUGAUUCUCCGACCGUUUAAAGUCUUGGUGUACUACGACCAACAACUUCGAGAGAGAUACGAAAGACUGUCGGCCAAAUUUCCCUCAUUACAUAGUCCCGACUGCAUCAACGACAGACCCAGCAGCAGUACGACCACAGAAGACACUAUCACUCAAUCGAGGAAAGACUAUGGCACCCCUUCUGAACUCAAACAGCAUGAAAGUGAAAAGAAGAAGCAGGAAGAGAAAACCGUUCAGACUACGGGCGAUGACGAUAGGGAUCAACCUGAAGCGGACGAGACAGACGACGAUUCAACCUCGUCAACAGCAUUGGAGCAUUUGGGUUGCUUACUGAAAUUCAUGAAUUCCGAUAUAUCCAACAAACUGGCAUACCUAUCUGGAACAGAGUGUCAGAAAAUCUUCUUCUCCGAUGUUUGGCAUCUCUUCAAGCCUGGAGAUGAAGUCAUUGGAAGCGAUGGAAGGCAAGCAUACAGAGUGAUUAGCGUCACCAGCGCUAAGCACAAAGUCUUCCCUCCAGGCAACUAUUGGAUGAGGCCAAGAAAGUCCUCCAAAUCUGACGAAGAAACGCCCAUUACAAUCGACUGCGUAUACGUUGAUUUCGAUGGUAAGAAGUUCGGUCCUGUUCGUAAGACUUUCCAAAUCAAAAGAUUUGACGGCGAAAAAGCCGUCACGUUUCUGGAAGUAUAUCCGCUUCGAUUCCACGCCACUAAGAGAGGGGAGAUGACAAGAAACAACGACCAGGGCCUGAAACUUCGUGAGGAACUUAUUUACCGAGGACAGAAGUUCCUAGAAGUAGCUGCAGUGAAGCACAUGUACUACUCUGGGCCUGCUCUUCAGACAAGAGACGAAAUCGAAAGUCAGGUCGUAAUUGAUUUUGAAACAGCGUUCUCAGCAGAAGAGAACCGGGAAAAGGAGUGGAAACCGAAUAUUGUGGAGAUGUUUGCUACGGAACCGAAAGAGACCGAUGAAGACGAGUCGUGCCAAGCAGAAUGUUGCAGGUAUGAAGAGGUCCAUGACGAUGCCUAUGUGGAAAAGAAACGCAACGAGGAGUAUUUGGCAAGCUUGGUUCCCGAAAGCCGCGAGAAACUACCCUCUGUGGCAGUUUACCCUCGAUCUCUACAUGCUACAAACACACCAGACAACCAACUGACGGAAGAAGACUUCGUUAUCAUGUCUUACCGGGUUUUUGGAUUUAUCUUGCGGAGUCGCAAAUGGGAGCAGUUAGACCUCACCCACCUUAGCGAAAUUAACAGUCGCAGUGACGUGAAAGGGCAGACAGGUCAACCUCCAACUGCCUUUGAUAAUCUGGUUCUCCCAGAGGGGCACAAGAACAUGGUGGAGUCUCUAAUCUUACAGCAUUUCCGAGACAAGGAAUCGUUGAGAGGCCAGAGUUAUCGCUCCGACAUUGUGCGCGGAAAAGGAAAGGGCCUGAUUUUACUUCUACAUGGAGCUCCUGGUGUAGGAAAAACAACUACGGCUGAGGGUGUUGCGGAGAAGUUCCAAAAGCCGCUGUUCCAGAUCACAUGCGGGGACCUUGGUUCAACUGCAGCAGAGGUCGAAAAAGCCUUGGAAACCAACUUCUCACUUGCAAACAGAUGGGGUUGUAUUCUGCUCCUUGAUGAGGCUGACGUGUUUCUUUCGGCAAGAUCCCCGACGGAUUUUACGAGAAACGGGCUUGUUGCAGUAUUCCUCCGUGUUCUGGAAUAUUAUGCUGGCAUUCUAUUCCUAACCACAAAUCGGAUCGGUGACUUUGAUGAAGCAUUCGCAUCACGUAUUCAUAUCAGUCUUUACUACCCACCACUCGAUCUCAGCUCGACCAAGGAGGUAUUUAAACUCAACUUGAAAAUGAUCAGAGAGCGCCUUGGACAGAAGGGACGAAAACUGGAUCUGGACGACAAAAGCAUACUGAAUUUCGCUGACGAAUGGUGGAACCAACAAGUGGACGCAAGAUGGAAUGGGCGGCAAAUCAGAAAUGCUUGCCAAACUGCACUGGCACUGGCGGAGUUCGAGGCAAAAAGCGACGAAUCCGCUGAAAUCAGACUUUCGAAAGACCAUUUGAGGACUGUUGCUUAUUCCUAUCUCGAGUUCAUGAGUUAUCUGAAAGAUCUCUAUGGUACCGGAGCCGACCAACGCGCCAAAGAAUCCGGACUUCGGGCAAGUGUUACUCCAAAACAGCUCAAGGACUUUUCCACCCGGAUGGACCCUUCGAAAACAUACAGUCAGACACCAAGAAUGCCUCGAGGCGACCCUUAUAGGGUCCAGAACUACCCUACGUAUCCUGCACAGCCACCUGAGCAUACGUACGGGCCCCCCUUAGGUACCUGGGACUAUCAAAGCGACCACCCCCCUCAAUACCCUCCAGUCGUGGUACCUCUCCGACAGGCGUCACAGGCCCGACCCAUGGAUGCGCGUCCGUUGACUCCCGACAGACGGGAUUUAAGGCAAAAUGCGCCACAGUAUCCCCCUCCAAACCAUCCUGAUCCUUACCAAAACCCGUAUGUCAGCAACUACAACGGACAGCCGCAAAUGAGCGGAGAUUAA
Messenger RNA from Aplosporella prunicola CBS 121167, 3066 nucleotides. RefSeq lists its product as uncharacterized. Bases 1 to 3066 code for a protein of 1021 amino acids. Lineage: Eukaryota; Fungi; Ascomycota; Dothideomycetes; Botryosphaeriales; Aplosporellaceae. The record is from RefSeq and is a predicted model, not a curated record. The transcript has 6 exons. Gene Ontology annotation, molecular function: ATP hydrolysis activity; ATP binding.